Molecule: messenger RNA, 582 nt
Organism: Sinocyclocheilus rhinocerous
Lineage: Eukaryota; Metazoa; Chordata; Actinopteri; Cypriniformes; Cyprinidae
Product: interleukin-12 subunit alpha-like
Exons: 7
Coding region: 1-582 (193 amino acids)
Biological process (GO): immune response
Cellular component (GO): extracellular region
Molecular function (GO): interleukin-12 receptor binding; growth factor activity
Source: RefSeq, a predicted model, not a curated record
AUGCUGUCCAGGGUUUGUAAUUAUUUGGUCGUCAGCAUUGUGUGCUUUGCGUUGCUGUGGCGAUGUAGCAUCGGCGGUCCGGUCGGAGCGCGUGAAUCACCAUUGCGCCUCACGGGAACCUGCAACGAGCUUGCACGCUCACUGCUCUGGAACGUGUCAGCGGUGCUCGAGAUAGACCACUUGUUCAGCGGUUUUGACUGCUCACAGCAAAACGCAGAGGUGCAUCUCAGGAGGCAAACGGUGUCUGCUUGCACACCACAGAACUCUAACUGCGCUCACAGUGCUGUUCUAAAUAUUGAUGAGAAUAAAUGCAUACAGAGAAUUCUAGAAGAUCUCCACUACUACCGGGAGACAUUUAGAGCUUACGCUAACCCAGAGCUCACCAAAAGUGUAGUUAGGAGGAUUGAUGACCUCCUGCAGAACUGCUUCUCUGUCUCUGCAAUGGACAUCUCUCCGGCCAAGGUGUCUAUGGAUCAUCAAAAAUCUUUUCAAGAACGACUGAAGCUGUGCAAAGUCCUAAAGGGUUUCAACCUUCGAACAAUAACAAUAAAUCGUGUUUUCAACUACAUUUUGUCAAAAUAG